CAAUGUUAAUCGAUAAUAUUUUUCGUUUUACUACUCGGUUUUUAACUAUUUGCAAUUAACAACUAAAGAUAGUUCUGAGUGCCUGCAACUUUAUCACAUCAUUUAUCAUUAAUUGAGGCUUAAUUCAAUAAUUUUCGAGCGAGUUAUAUCGUUUGAACCAGCUAUUUGAGCUUGAGAGAUAACAUUGCGUCUCACGUAAAAAGUGCCGCCCUCUCGGUAUCCCCUAGGGUAGGUCAGGGACCAAUGAGUGCGCAGUGCAGAUUCUAUUGUAAAUGUGACGUGUACAUUCGUAUGCUAUGCAAAUCGUACAAAUUAUUCAAGAAAAAUGAAGAAGAGGUUACUCCUCUACUUCCUUUGCGCUCUCACGCUCUUCAUUCUGAUGAUUUCCAUCGACAACGAUUUCAUUUACCACACGUGUCAAUAUGCGAACAUCUGCGAGAUGGAUGACAUCACGUGCUAUGAAGAAACAAGCGCGUCAAAUGGUCUUCCGGACUUUGAUCCGGAAUUAGACAAACCAAUGACGGAUAGAAAUAUAUUCUUCCACGAGACAUCGUGUUUCAACGAAUACGAUUUGGCACUGAAUGCUCGCCAAGCGUGUGCCGUGGAAUCCGCGGCUAAGAUGAAUCCAAACAUGAACGUGUACCUGCUAUCCGUCUCCGUCGCCAAGAUCUCGAACCAAUCGAGGAAGAUCUUCAAUCUGCUGCAAACAUAUCCGAAUGUUCGAAUCAGACAUAUCAAUCCUGAGAGAUACAUAAAGGACACACCGUUGGAUCAGUGGUAUAGAAGCGGCGUACUGAAAAGAAGCUACUGGCCUCGGAGUCAUAUGUCGGAUAUUCUCAGAUACCUCACACUCUGGAAAUAUGCAGGAAUAUACCUAGAUCUGGACGUUGUUGUCACCACAUCUCUGGAACAUUUGACAAAUUUUGCCGGAGCUGAAGACUGGAAUCAGGUAGCCGCUGGUGUUAUAGGAUUCGAUGCUACAGCGUUCGGUCGUCGCAUUGCCAAUGCCUGUAUUCGCGAUAUAAGAGCGAAUUUCCGUGGUGAUAUCUGGGGUAACAAUGGUCCUGGUGUAAUCACCAGAAUGUUGCAAAAAAUUUGUUCAACGAAAUACGUUCGAAGCAUGACCGCAACUCGGUGUCAUGGUUUUAAAGUUUUCCCUCCUUCGGCCUUUUAUCCAGUCCAUUACUAUCAAUGGAAAGUGUACUUCGAGACAAAGGACAAGAAUGCAACGAUGAAGAUGCUAGAAAAGGCGAUGGCCAUUCACGUAUGGAAUAAGUUGAGCAAAUACGAAAAGGUGUUCGUAAAUAGCGACGUGCCAUACGUGGUGAUCGCGAGAAAACACUGUCCAAAGAUUUUCAAUAAUUGCGAAGAAGUAUUUUAAGGUACAAUUAGUGAUCUUAGAGAAGACAAAGUGAAAUAAGGGCACAAUAGAAAUACUACAUUAUGCUAUGCAUAUCUUUUUUACAAGCUUUACCGUGGAAGUUUCUACACUGCAUCACAGAUGUUUCUUCAGUGUUGCGUAGAUUAAUUUAUGUAUACAUGUGUACAUGUAUUGUGUAAUUAGGUAUAUUCAAUACAUAUCUUUCUGGCUGUUUUGCGAAAUAUUAGCCUAUAGAAACGAUUUAGUGGAGCUAAAUUGAUAACCAUACGAGCUGGAGGCUUUGUUGAAAAACAAACGAUAGUGACAAUAUCGAAGGAAAGAAAUAAAUGAAAGCAAGUUGCAAUAGAAUUGGCAGGAAAUAUGUAUAAACAGCAUGAACGGCGUGUAAUCAGGACAGGGCCGGAACGUAAUAUCCAGGCCCCUGCACGUCGAUCACGUGAACUUUUUGUUCCUAUUUAUUUAGCUUAUUGUUAGUUCAGGCGAUACCAGGAAAUAUUACUUAAACAUUUCAACUUUCGAAGCAUGCGACGAUAUCGAUUUCACGAAAUAGUUUGCGAAACGUUCAAAUUCUUCUAAACAUUAGCAAUGUUAAACAGAACUCAAUGGUACUAAAUUGGUUGUAAAUAGUAUUUGAUAAACUAAAUUAAAAUAGAUAAUUAAUCAACCGUCCUUUGUUUAUUUUACGACGUGAUCUCGGUAUCAACGGUAAUAAAUUAGGCGAAAAUAAUUCCUCUUUUUGGCAGAUUUUUUAAAUCAGGUGUUCCAUGUUACGAACACCUUCUCUAUAUGUGUGAUAUCGAUAACAAUGGUUACAACUAAUGACAAAUGUGAGACCGGUCCUAUGUAUUUACACAAUAUUAUUAAUUAAAUAGUAUCAAAUAUAUAGGUCUUUGGAUUUUGUCUAUUAAGUAUCUUUUAGGUAUCUGGCAAGUUACUUAUUACGAUUACUAACGAAGAAUUUGUAUGUACCUCGUGUAAUCCCCACAGUGGUGAUUCGAAUGCAUUGCAAUGAUCCAACCCAAUGACCAUUGCAAGGGCGAUGAAUCGUCAUUCUAGAUGACGACCAAGAUAUUUAUAUUUUAACGAAUUAGUUCGCGAGCUUUAUUUAAUCUACGCGACUUAAAAAUAAUUUUGAUCCUAUUAGACCAGAAAUUUUAAAAGCGAUAUUAAAGGUCAAACCUGCAUAGAUCCUUAAGUAUUACGAAUUUAGUUCUGUCCAUGAUGCGUGAUGAUAAUAAAUCAGUGAUAUGUGAUACAAUCAGGUAUGUCGCUUCGGGUGUGUUUCGUAUAUUCGUCAGAUCGUUAUAAUAUUGCUCAAGAGUGUUCUACACAAUUAAAUAAAUAGUUGGCAACGGUGGUUUCUAACGAUUCCACUUUUUCAGCGGCCGGACUCGUUAGACAUAAUUGUAGGUUGUACGUAAUUAAGUUUCCGAACAUCACAGAAGUUCUAAUUCUCGUGUAUCAAAGACUGAUAAAAGCCGCUGAAUUUGAAGAGGUACUAAGAGUAUCUUGACACGCAUGGAUGCGACCAUGUGAGGCGAUUAUACGAACACAAAUUUGUUUACGGAAAUAGAAAUGUAUGAAACGUAUCUUACAAAUCUGUUUUAUCUACUUAACAUUGUUUCUUAAUUAUUACGUUAAGUUAUGUAUUUUAUACUUAUAGUCGGAAUGCUAGAGUUAGUAUGUAAUAAGCGAAGCGUAUCUGAAUUAAUGUCACAGAGAUGCGAAUAAAAAGAAUUUAAGUCAGAGUAUUAAGGAUGCGAGAGUAGAGUGUUUGGACCAGGUAUACGAUAUUAUAGCCUGAAUGAAAAUUUGCACAGCGACCUAAAAACUUUCGACUGGAUGUAGGUGAAUGUUCCCUAAAAACGACUGCGUGAACUAAAGACAACAGUGAUAGCGAAAGAGAAAACGUGUGUAUAAAAAUACCAAAGAAAUUACUGAACGAAAAUCAAAAAUGAAA
Molecule: messenger RNA, 3341 nt
Organism: Eufriesea mexicana
Lineage: Eukaryota; Metazoa; Arthropoda; Insecta; Hymenoptera; Apidae
Product: lactosylceramide 4-alpha-galactosyltransferase
Exons: 5
Coding region: 326-1381 (351 amino acids)
Biological process (GO): glycosphingolipid biosynthetic process
Molecular function (GO): alpha-1,4-N-acetylgalactosaminyltransferase activity
Source: RefSeq, a predicted model, not a curated record